Messenger RNA from Metopolophium dirhodum (rose-grain aphid), 1628 nucleotides. RefSeq lists its product as uncharacterized. The record is from RefSeq and is a predicted model, not a curated record. NCBI's taxonomy places the organism in Eukaryota, Metazoa, Arthropoda, Insecta, Hemiptera, Aphididae. The coding region runs from base 241 to 606 and encodes 121 amino acids. The transcript is spliced from 3 exons.
CUCGUGCCCGCCGGUGGUUAGUACAGCGCGCGAAAAGCACCGAACUCGAUUACACAUUCACGAACCGUCGUCGGCGUCUAAGUGUGCGGUAUUUUUAUUGUUGGUGUUUUUUCCACCCCGGCCGCUUGCUACUGCAGUAUUUUGCGGUCCGUCGUCAGAUAAUUUCUUGUCGGAACAGUUCAAUUUUUUUCAAAACCGUGUUCCUCGAUAAACGGGCACACACGAAUAUACGUAUAUAGAAUGGGGUGCGGUGGUUCGACAAUGCCGAUGCCGGCCAUGCCGACCGAGGAAUUCAGCAAAAUGAGAUUGGAAAUACCAUCACCUAUUGCGUUUAGCGUUCCGUUGACCGAAGAAGAAAAGAGUGUCGUAAAAAAACAUCCACCGAAGAGACUGAGAAUGAUGGAGGGACAACAAUCGCCGCCGCUAACCCACGAGAUGCUGUUGGAGAAACUGGCGGACGCCGAAAAUAGACGACAACAGAUCCUAAGCCAGAGGAUAGAAUCGGCCAAGACGCUGAUGCGGCCGAGAUACAACAGCGCGAACAAGAUGAACGCCGACGACGCGUUGGUAGAGAAGACAGACGACGUGGGCGACGAAGAUUCUUAAAAAAAAAUAUAAUAAUUAUACCUAUUUAAUAUUAUUUAUAUACCAUAAAAUAUGUCCAUAAUAAUUAUUAUACUGUUCUAUCGUGUAUUUAGACAAGAACGAUACUGUCGUAAUGUUUACGUUUUUAUUAUACACGUCGUAUAUAAUUAUAAUUAUUAUAAUAUUAUGAUAUUUUAUUAUAAUUUAUAGCCGUUUACCUAUUUAAUUUUUACCCGCGCUUUUAAUGGUUGCGUUUUGUAUAUUAUUAUUAUUAUAAAGUGUUCAAAUAAAAUUACAGCGAACAAUAAAAUAUGCUUCCUUUUAGCUUUUCUGUUAGGUAUUACAGCGUCAAGUAUAUUAUACAUUAUAUAAUAGUAAAAUACCUAAGUAUACGAUUAAUAAUGCCCGUUGUUUUCCAGACAAUCCAGAUUCCAGACUCAUAGUUCAUACAUGUACGGAUGUACCUUUACGUAAUACAUAAUAUUAUACUUUAGAUGUUUUUUAGGUUUGGAUUGUUCAAUAACAUAUUUUUCAGACGAUAUUUUACGUGAAAAAAACGCUUAAAUGGGAUCCCUCAAAAUUGUAUCUAAUAUUUAAAUUCACGAAUAAAAAAACAUUGAUUUUAUAUUUAUUAGUUUUAAAUUUUAUUUGACUAAUUUUUUCAAGUAUAUUAUAUUAUUACUAUCGUAUAAUGUUCACCGCAGUGCCUCUGAACACGUCUCAGGCGGGGUAACAAUAUAUAGAUUUUUAUGAAAAACUACAUAUAUAGUAAAGUGCCUCCAGAGGGUUUAUCUCUGCGCGUCAUUUAACUUUUUCUACCGCAGUCUCACCAUGUCUGCCAAAUCAACUGCAGUUGUGAUUUGUAUUGAUAUACCUAGGUGCAUUAGUUAAUUAUUAUCAUAAUCGAUUUAUUAUUAUCAUUAUUGUUGUUGUUAUAAUAUAUUAUGUUUGAAGGUUUCAUCGAUUGUAUUGUAAUAAUAUUCGUUUUAAUAUUUCAAUAAUAUAUGAUAUAUGCCUGUAUACCUAUUAUGCUUAAGUUUAUA